Messenger RNA from Cryptosporidium ubiquitum, 1149 nucleotides. Its product is annotated as ubiquitin C-terminal hydrolase. Gene Ontology annotation, biological process: protein deubiquitination. The record is from RefSeq and is a predicted model, not a curated record. The transcript has a single exon. Bases 1 to 1149 code for a protein of 382 amino acids. Gene Ontology annotation, molecular function: cysteine-type deubiquitinase activity. Lineage: Eukaryota; Apicomplexa; Conoidasida; Eucoccidiorida; Cryptosporidiidae.
AUGGGGAAUUCGGUUCCCUCAUCUUCAUCAUCAUUAUCAUCGGAAACUGUGAAUACAAAUAAAAACGGGGUUGAAAGUAUGAGUACUCCAAUAGGAAUAAAGAAUUUUGGGAAUACAUGUUAUAUGAAUGCUGGAUUACAAUUUAUAUCGGCAAUGGGGAUCUUUACGGAUGAGAAUUUUGGGAAUUUGAAACUGAACAAAAGUUCUUCAGAGGAGGUUUGUAGGUCAUUAAUAUCUAUUUUGACCCAACUGGGGAAACCAGGUAGGAGUACAGAUAUUAUUUCUCCUUAUCAGCUUUUUAAACAGCUUAGACAGCAAAACCCAGAACUUUUUAACCAAUAUCAGCAGGACGCCCAUGAAUUUAUUAUGUAUAUUCUAGAAAUAAUUCAUAAUGGGACAGUCAGGCCAUGUAAUGCUCCAAAGCUGUCUAAUGACGAUCUGGAGAAAUUGAGUAAGAAAUCAACUCGACCAGGAAAUGUCUUCUGGAACAACCACAUGAUGAGGAACAACUCGAUCUUGAACAAUACAAUCUGUGGACAAUUCAGAAGCAGAAUAACUUGUGAUAAUUGUGGAAGCAAUAGCGAUACUUAUGAUCCUUUUUGGGAUAUUACACUGGCUCUUCCAGAGGUUUCAGAUGAUUAUGAAAAGAUCUCAAUUGGGUCUUGUUUCAGGAAGUUUUUUGAGCAGCAACAUCUUUUCCAUGAAAAUGAUGAGCCUAAUUAUAAUUGUUCAAAUUGCAAGAAAAUGGUAAAUGCGACAAGAUGUAUAAAUAUUUCCCAAUUCCCAAAUGCCAUGCUCGUCACUUUAAAAAGGUUCAAUAACAGCGGGGAGAAGUGCAAUGGGAUUGUAUCUUUUAAAACUGCAGGGAUAAUUCUUAAGUCCUUGACAGAGAUUGGACAUUUCAAGUUAGUAGCUGUGCUUCAACACAAUGGAAGUACUCUCUUUCAGGGCCAUUACAUUUCCUAUGUUUUUAGGAAAGAGUUCAACGGUUGGUUCAAAUUUGAUGACGACAUAGUCACCUUAGUGGAUGAUAUCCUUGAGGAGGAUAUCCAGGCUUACUGUCUUCUAUAUAUUUUGGAGUCUAAGAGUACUUUAAACUCUAACUCUGACCAAGCUUAUUCUAUAGGCAUCAAGAAUCCAAGGAAUUAG